Messenger RNA from Spizellomyces punctatus DAOM BR117, 1194 nucleotides. RefSeq lists its product as uncharacterized. The record is from RefSeq and is a predicted model, not a curated record. The coding region runs from base 1 to 1194 and encodes 397 amino acids. NCBI's taxonomy places the organism in Eukaryota, Fungi, Chytridiomycota, Chytridiomycetes, Spizellomycetales, Spizellomycetaceae. The transcript is spliced from 3 exons.
AUGAAGCAUCUGCCGAAUGAAGAUGCUGCAGCAGAAGUAGUAGCUGCAGCCGAAGAAGAAGCAGCAGCGGCAGACGAUGAUGCUCCAGCGGAGGAAGUAGCUGCAGCCGAGGAAGAAGAUCCAGCGGCAGACGAUGAAACCGAUCCGGAGGCGGAAGAAGAAGAAGCGACGCCAGCAGAGGACGAUGGUGCCGAAGAGGUUGGGGCCGCAGAGGAAGCAGACGAGGCAGAUCCGGAAGCAGACGAAGCAGCGGAUGAGAUUGAUCCGGAAGAAACCGAGGUUGGGGCCGCAGAGGAACCAGAGGCCGAUCCAGAAGACGAAGCAGCGGACGAGAUUGAUCCGGAAGAAGCCGAAGUUGGGGCCGCAGAGGAACCAGAGGCCGAUCCAGAAGACGAAGCAGCGGACGAGAUUGAUCCGGAAGAAACCGAUGUGGGAGCCGCAGAGGAACCAGAUGAAGCCGAUCCGGAAGCGGAGGACGCAGCGGAUGAGAUUGACCCGGCAGAAGAUUGUGAUGAAGCCGCGGGUGUUGAAGAAGCAGCGGAGGAGAUAGAUCCAGAUUGGGAUGAGAUUCCGGCAGCAGAAGAAGAUUGGGGAGAUGAUGGAGUCGACGCAGGGUUAGAAGCCGACACAACUGCCGAAGAGUAUGCUGAAACAGAUCCCGAACCUGAUGUAGAGGUGUCUAUCCCAUUGCCGCCCACGCCGCCGCUAGGAGUCGGGCUGCUGCCGCCGCCAGCGCCGCCUGCGCUUGAGCUCGCCGCGCCGCUGCCGCCGCCGGCGGCAGCGGAAGUACUGGUGGAGGUAGUGGAGUUCGAAGAGCUCGUGGAAGUAGUAGCAGUCGAGCCGGAUGGCGCGGUAGACACCAUUGGCGGUCACGGUUACUUGGAAGGAUUUGCAAACACAGUUGGCAACAGUGGAAUUGCUGGCCUUGUCACCCUUGAUCGUGGCAGUGUUGGAGCCAGGGACCACCUCGAGAGUGUCGAUACAGGCGAGCUCGCAAGCGCUGAGGAGGGUAGUGUUACCGACAAAGUCUCCAACGCGCUUGUAUGUACCCUUCCCGACGGUGCUUUGGGCGAUGACACCAACGCCGAGACCGGCGCCGAGGGCGGCGAUGGCGAGCCAAAAGAGUUUCUUGGACUUGUUCUGCUUGCCGAACAUUGUGUCCCGGAGAGUGAUGCAGAAACAAGGAAAAGAUAG